UAAAAUCUUGUACAGACCAGACGGAAGUGUGUAUUGUUUACGUGUUCGUCAUUCUGUAAGGACUAUCUAUGGUAUCUAAAGCGAUAUCAGACGUAGCAGGCAUUCACAUUCACAUACACUAUGAUUAGAAGUAGCUGUCUGGGUUUUGUAGUUUGUGUCCUUUGUAUUGGGGUUAUCCAAGCACAAGUUAAACAGGCGGGUAUCUGUCCGUCUCAUUGGAAACACCAUGGUUCCAACUGCUAUUUGAUUGUUACUGGACCGAUGUUGAACUGGAGAGAUGCAGUUAACUAUUGUCAAACUGUCAGUGCGGAAAUCAUUGAGAUUGAGACGGCGGAAGAAAACACAUACUUGAAAAAUAGUCUUCUUCACAAUCAUACAACUGUCGACAUCUGGGUUGGCGCCACUGAUAAACGUCAAGAAGGCCAUUGGCUCUGGACAAACAGUCAACAACCCGUAAAGUUUACUGACUGGGCACCAAACGAACCGUACCAAGGUGUUGGCUUUGAAUGUUUGACCUUGACCGCUCGUCAAGGUUUCCGUUGGAAUGACGAAGAUUGUAACCAUAAGUGGGGAUAUAUUUGUAAGAAAGAGGCUCUAAAUGAAGGAACCAUAAUCAUUGGAUAAAUGUGCUAGAUUUUCGUCUUCAAACAAAACUUUUCUCAAUCAAUAAUGGUGAAUAAAGAAUUACAAUAUGUUCAA
Molecule: messenger RNA, 699 nt
Organism: Magallana angulata
Lineage: Eukaryota; Metazoa; Mollusca; Bivalvia; Ostreida; Ostreidae
Product: perlucin-like protein
Exons: 5
Coding region: 121-624 (167 amino acids)
Molecular function (GO): signaling receptor activity
Source: RefSeq, a predicted model, not a curated record